Coccidioides posadasii C735 delta SOWgp is the source of this 1814-nucleotide messenger RNA. NCBI's taxonomy places the organism in Eukaryota, Fungi, Ascomycota, Eurotiomycetes, Onygenales, Onygenaceae. The record is from RefSeq and is a predicted model, not a curated record.
AAUGGAGCUUCCGCUACUGCUUCUUGCUUCACCCUGCUUAUCCCCAUUGACUAUCCAUUUUCUUCUCUCCCGUUUAAGCGCAUAGGGUAUUCUUAUUGUUAUCUUCAGGGCAUUAUUCACCGAGCGUAAAGCAUUGUGUUGCCGUGUUGUCAAGCUUGGAAAGUCUAAUGUCAACAAAGGGGACCUUGGGCCCCUAUGACGACAUACGUUCCAACAUUUUGGGCCUUUUUGGUGUUCGUCAGCAAAAGAAACAGACAGCAGCUCAACGUGCUCUCCAGAUCCUUUGUAAAUUUCAACAUGGUGUUUUGACAUGAUGUCUGUGAUGACCAGCUUUUAUCAAUGAAGAGGUGUGCAUACAGAUCACCGGUUCUCCCAGUGCUAGUAAAACGAACACCAAGUCUGGGGAUGGCGACUUCAUCUGCGGCCUCCACCCAUGGCAUCCCACUAGCAUGCGCAACCUGCUCCGUCGGUCGCCCUGAAACCGAUAGUUUACACCGACGGCUCGAAGCAAUUGCGUCGGCGGGAUUCUCAGCGAUUGAGCUCUCGUUUCCAGAUCUGCAAGCAUUUGCAUCGCAGCUUCUGAAAUAUGAAGUGAAGGAGGACAACUAUGAUGAAUUGUGCCAAGCUGCGAGAGAGGUGAAGGGAUUGUGCGAGGCACAUGGAUUGAAGUUAAUGAUGUUGCAGCCAUUUAGUAAUUUUGAAGGGUGGAAGAAAGGGUCGAAGGAGUGGGAGCAGUCUUGGGAGAAGGUGAAAGGCUGGGUGAGGAUUAUGCAGGCUUGUGGGACGGAUAUGUUGCAGGUCGGCUCCACAGACGCGCCGGAAGACAAGAUUUCCACAGAGCACGGAGAUAUAAUUCGUGACAUCCGUGAACUGUGCGACUUUCUCCAAGAGCACGGCAUGAGAGUUGCCUAUGAGAACCAAUGCUGGUCCACCCACGCUUCAACUUGGAAAGAAGCAUGGCACAUUGUACAGCAGGUUGAUCGACCGAACAUCGGUCUUUGCCUCGAUACGUUCCAGAUCGCAGGAAGUGAAUGGGCAAAUCCAUGCAGUAUAUCAGGAUGCACAGAGACAGAAAUCACCGUAGCGCAGAUGGAAGACGUCGACGAAGGCUGGAGCGAGACACUUGAAGAGCUAUCCAAGACGGUCCCCAAGGAGAAGAUCUAUCUGCUCCAGAUAUCAGAUGCGUAUCGGCCUAAGCAGCGGUUUGAAGGACGGGAAGUGGAAGGGAUGCGACCCCGGGCCAGAUGGAGCCAUGGGUACCGGCCGCUGCCGUACGAGGGAGGGUAUCUGCCGGUGGAGGACGUGGCGAGGGCGGUGCUGAGGACGGGCUUCCGCGGCGUCUUCUCCGUCGAAGUGUGCGACGCGACGGAAAGCCAGCGCGACCCGUUCGCGUUCGCCAAGAAAGCACGUGAUAAUGUAGUCAGAUUAAUAAGCAAUACCUGGGAGGCAUAGCGACCAAUAACGCAAGGGAGGUGGCUACGGUAGACGAGAGGAGCAGGGCUGGCAACUUCUCUCCCUUGAAGAAGUUUUUGCUGCGCUGGUCGGCACCGUGAUGUCGCUUCACGGGCAGCGGGCAUGUCGACAAGUAAUGGACCGUGCGGAUUGUCGGCCCGACGGGCAGGGAGAGACUUGUUCAAGGAUCUUACGACCGUGAGAAGAACUGCACAAGGCGUUCGAGGUUCGAUGGAAAACGGGGAAAAUUGAAAUGCGUGCCUCUUCGAAGAUGCCAGCGGUUAACUUAAGGAGUGGGGAUGGGUCCUUUUUUUCUUUUUUGCAUGCUAUAACUACAUCAAGAUAUUCGAGGGAGAAUAUAC